This is a messenger RNA of Anoplophora glabripennis (Asian longhorned beetle), 630 nucleotides long. RefSeq lists its product as uncharacterized. Bases 144 to 497 code for a protein of 117 amino acids. The transcript is spliced from 2 exons. Lineage: Eukaryota; Metazoa; Arthropoda; Insecta; Coleoptera; Cerambycidae. The record is from RefSeq and is a predicted model, not a curated record.
UUUUAGUGUGUUUUAUUAGAAUUUUAUAGACAAUUUUAGUACUUAUACUAUACUAGUUUCUGUUAUAAGUUAAAUAUGAAUUAACAUUUAUCAAUAUAUUUCAUAUUUUUAGAGAAAACACUUUCUGUUAACAUUUGGACGCAAUGGUGCGAUAUCGCAGUUGUUCCAUUAGGGGCUGUGAAGAUGAGUGUUCAAGUCGACAUAGUUUCCCAAAUCCAAAGAAAUAUCCGCUUCUUUUUGAACAAUGGUUGUUAGCAUGUGAUGAUCAUGAUUUAAAUCAUAUAUCCCCUGAAACUAUUUAUCGGACGAAGAAGAUAUGCCAUUUGCAUUUUCAGAACAGUGACAUUAUAUCGUCAGCUUUGUUGUUAAAGAAAGAUGCUGUUCCUUCCGUGAAUUUGCCCAAAAGAGAAAUAGAUGCGGUACAAUGUAUUGAAGGAAAGGUAACUAUUCCAUGUCCUUCAUGUAGUGCAGGGGUCUACAAGUCAGGCUGCAGUUAAUUAUCCGAUGAAACAGUGUGAAUAAUCAUUUAACGCAUUGGUCAUAAAUUUUUUAUCAUAGACGGACAGAAAAUUAUUCAUUUAUAUGACCCUCCACAUCUAAUAAAAGGAAUUGGAAAUAAUUUAUUAAAAA